This is a messenger RNA of Cyclocybe aegerita, 2286 nucleotides long. Lineage: Eukaryota; Fungi; Basidiomycota; Agaricomycetes; Agaricales; Hemipholiotaceae. The record is from the annotation of a GenBank genome assembly.
AUGGGCUUGGACAACGUUAUUCGUGAAGGGCAUCCGAGUGAGCACCACCCGCCUUCCAUCCUCGACAUACUCAUCCUCUUCUCCAUAAUCGAGCUAGCCAUCUCCGCCUGGCUCACUUCGCAAUACAACUCCCACCACAACUUCUCCUCGGGCACCCUCCGCGCACGCGUCACCUACACCCUCUUCGUCUCCGUCUGGACGAUCGUGCUCUCCUCUGCGUUCCUCGGCCUGUUCUUGGUCAGGGCGGGGAACGUCCUCGUUAGCGUGAUGGGGCAUUUCGUCUUCCUAUUCGUAACCUGGAUCCUCUGGCUCGCCGCGAGCGCAGCGCUCACCGACACACUGGGCGGGACGAUCAACUGCGCGACGCAGAGCGUGUUCGUGCACUGCGGACAGCUGAACGCGCUCCUGGUGUUCGCAUGGCUGAUCUGCUUCGGGUACUGGUUCGGGUUCGGGUUCGACACCAGCAUCGGCACUAAACCACACCGCCCUUUCCCACUGAAGUUCACCCCCAUCUCACCCUCAUACGUCCAUGGGGAGGUCGGCGCACCAAAUGGAACACCAGAGGGCGGUGGAGAAGGAAAGAACGAACGAGAAGGAAAGAAUUUACUGAACACACCCCACUCUCCCGAGAUCUCGCCCGUCACUACGCUCUUUACCACCAACUAUCCUCCAAACCCGCAAGAAGAAGCUAUCGCGCGCCAGCUCAUCGCAUCCUCCGAGGCCCAGAUUGCACGAGUCGAUAGGUUAAUCGACCAAGUGUCCGACAUACUGGAAGACUUGUACUUUCGUCGUGCAGAAUAUGAACACCAUGCGUACCGGCACAGGAACAUUAUCAGCAGCAUCCGUCGUAUCCCAUCCGAGAUCUUGGUGGAGAUCUUCCUCCAGGCCGUCACCAACGGCGAUCCUAACGAUAUAUGGGCAUUAGUCGAGCUCUCGUGUUCGGCUCCCUUAAAUCUGAGCAUCUUCCGUGGACGAUCUUCCCCAGUCUAUCCACUUCAAGUCCUGAUAUCCCCUCAUUCAGAGCGGAUCACCCACCUCACCGUUUGCGAUCUUCUGCAAUCAAGCCGAUCAACGCUCUUUUGCUCUUCGAGUCCCAUGCUCUGGGAUGCUCUCAGGUCUCUUGAGCUACAAUUCCCGUAUGCCGAAUCUCUAGAAGCCCUCCAAAUUACUGUAUUUCAGCAUGCGCCUCUUCUCCAAGACGUCAACUUGAACUUCACCGACCGAAGGAACCCUGUCACCAGCAUAAGUAAGCUCCUUCUCCCCUGGUCUCAACUACGCAAGUUAUCCACCUCAAAAUUUACCCUCAAUUGUGUCUUUACUAUCCUUCGGGAAGCGUCGGUAUUGGAAGAAUGCUACCUUGAUUUAACUGAGCUGCCCAUGCCUUCCAACAUUCCUCAUCUAUCCCACCAAUCUUUGACGACACUCCAUGUUAGCCUGUGGUAUGGAGAGGACACCCACGAACCCUUUAACCGCCUCACUCUACCAUCGCUCCGCAAGCUCUCUGUGGAUGGAUGCGAUCUGGACAUCGUCAUCAUUUGCACCCUCAUCGAGCGGUCGUCUUGCAGACUCACUUUUCUAAAUUUCCCCACAGCCAAUCCCGUGGUGACCAAUGACACUCUCCGCCUCUUCUCGCUUCUCCCGGACGCGACCGAUCUCUGCAUUCCUUUCUCUUUAGUAUCUUUCGAGCAAAUUGGGGCCAUGUCACCAUCUACGCUCCUCCCCCAGCUACGCCAUCUCUCUCUCAAAGUCACUGUAAAUUCGCGUGAAACACCCGAUAUGCUAGCCCUUCGGAGUAUCGCAUACACGAAUGUGCCGCCUCUUGAAACGAUCAUAUUCACCACUGAAAGGAGGCACCUUGAAGAAUUGAUUCCUUCUUCGCCACAUGACGAAGACUCUCAAAUCCAAAUCCUCCAGCGAUGGGACUAUCAGCUGGAGGAGCUGAGUUGUUCUGACGACGGUAUUGGUGCCGUCAAGGAGGACAGCGUGUUUCUCCGUGAUCUGGACCGUAUAUUGUCCCUCAUGAUUACCGAAUCUGAGACAGGUACGUCUGGUGAACAUUUAUGCCACGAGACCGGUCGGAGCGUCUUCUCCAGGCUCCGAGGGCUGUUGGAGCAAGCACCAGAUAGCCUUUGCCUGCGUAUUUCCGCGAUUCUGGCUCUGUGGUCAGCACGAAUUCGGGAGUAUCUAACAUCAAUUGGGUGGAUGGAGAACUUAAUGGCGAAUGUUGUGGUGUACACGCGACGGCAGGGCUUCUAUGGAUACCUUACACUCUACAGCUCAAAUUAG